Molecule: messenger RNA, 5296 nt
Organism: Ornithodoros turicata
Lineage: Eukaryota; Metazoa; Arthropoda; Arachnida; Ixodida; Argasidae
Product: transient-receptor-potential-like protein
Exons: 15
Coding region: 328-3354 (1008 amino acids)
Biological process (GO): calcium ion transmembrane transport; regulation of cytosolic calcium ion concentration
Cellular component (GO): plasma membrane; cation channel complex
Molecular function (GO): protein binding; store-operated calcium channel activity; inositol 1,4,5 trisphosphate binding
Source: RefSeq, a predicted model, not a curated record
UCGGUGCCUCAGUGUAGCGUUGGAAUGCCUUCAACUACGUUCAGGAUAGAUCGUGCUCAAUAAUUACAGUUUAGUGAACGCGCUAUCAGAAUAACUCCGUAGAUGUUCGAGUUCCGGUUGUGAACAGAACACAGACGCAUAUGAGACUGUACGGAGAAGCCCGCUAUCAUCGUAGAGGCGUAGGAAGCCCUUCGUAUUUUGCGGUGUGCCCUGCAAUGGAUUCGCUUAAUUCCAUUUCGGAGCGACAAUCCUUCUUUGCAAGACUUGCAACAGAGGGCUACAAAGAAGGCCACGCGUUGCGAGAUCUCAUCGAGGAAUGCUUCAGCGAUGAAGACAUCAGGAAACACAGACAAAGUGGCUCCGAAGCAAGAAGAUGAUACCCAGGUGUCUAUGUUCCAUUUCACCUCAAAAGGUCGAAUGCUAAAGCAUAACACGACAUCGAGGAAGCUUCAUCCACUUGAGAAGAAAUACUUGCUAGCUGCGGAGCAUGGAGACAUACCGACUGUACAGAAGAUCUUGGACCUGGCCAAGUCGCGCGCAGUGCCCGACCUGGACAUCAACUGCUCCGAUUCCUUGGGACGGACGCCCGUCCUCAUGGCUAUCGAAAACGAGAAUCUUCCGCUGCUGGAAAUCCUCCUAGCAGCAAACGUUGAAGUUAGAGAUAGUUUAUUACAUGCCAUCAACGCAGAGUACGUGGAGGCUGUUGAGCUUCUUCUUGACCACGAAGAGUUAACGCAUGUUGAAGGAGAACCUUAUAAUUGGGAGAAAGUAAAUGCCAGCACAUCUACGUUCAACCCGGAGAUCACGCCACUUAUUCUGGCAGCGCACAGGGACAACUACGAGAUCCUGAAGCUUCUCCUGGACCGCGGUGCUACGCUGCCCAUGCCGCAUGACGUCCGUUGCGGAUGCGAGGAAUGUGUAACGGCUGUGAGGGAAGAUUGCUUGCGUCACUCGCGUUCACGCAUCAACGCUUACAAGGCACUGUCUUCCCCGUCCCUCAUGUGCCUGUCCAGUGUAGAUCCAGUGUUGACUGCUUUCGAACUUAGUCUAGAGCUGAAGAGGCUCAGCUACGUCGAGAACGAGUUCAAAGUCGAUUAUAAGAAAUUACAACAUCAGUGCCAAGAAUUUGCCAUGUCAUUGCUGGACCAUAUUCGAACAUCAUCAGAACUGGCAACCAUUUUAAACCACGACUUCGUCGAAAGAGAAAAAGAUGAUGAAGACGAAAUGACACUUGCCAGACUAGAACUUUCGAUUGAACAUCAACAGAAAAAGUUCGUUGCCCACCCCAAUGUGCAACAGCAGAUGAGCGCGCUGUGGUACGACGGCCUGCCUGGGUUCCGAAGGAAGAGCAUCUAUCGCCAAUGCUUGCAGAUCUUAACAAUUGGAAUGUUAUUUCCCUACUAUUCGUUCAUGUACAUAUUCUUCCCACGAACAAAAAGUGGCAAGAUAGCCAAAAAGCCCUUCGUCAAAUUCAUCGUGCACGCUUUUUCCUACCUCUUCUUCCUGCUUCUGUUAAUCUUAGCUUCUCAGCGGGUCAAUCUAGAGGGCCUUCACGGUGGUAUGGAUGGCGAAGAAAGCACUGCACAGAAGCAAAGGGGACAGCCACCUUCUCUCGUUGAAUUAGCCAUUCUUGUGUAUGUCAUAGCGCACUUGAGAGAAGAAAUAGGUGAAGUAUUGAGCAACGGCAUCGGCAAGUAUUUUCGAGACAGUUGGAACAUCCUGGAUUCUCUAAGAAACGUCCUCUAUAUUCUCGCUGCUCUUCUACGUUUCCUCGCAUACAUUCAAGCAAGGCAAGAAAUCCGAGCGAGUCCACUGAACGAGUAUCUGCCUCGGGAACAAUGGGAAGCAUUCGAUCCCACGCUGGUAGCAGAAGGCUUGUUCGCGGCUGGAAAUAUAUUUUCCGCUCUUCGUCUAGUACACCUGUUCUCGAUGAACCCUCACCUUGGUCCUCUCCAAAUAUCUCUCGGAAGAAUGGUUAUAGACAUCAUCAAGUUCUUCUUCAUCUACACUCUAGUUCUAUUUGCAUUCGCCUGCGGCCUCAAUCAAUUGCUCUGGUAUUAUGCCGACUUGGAAAGGGGAAACUGUAAUCCUGAGAACCAGAGGGACUCGGCUUGUCUCACGUGGAGACGAUUCUCAAAUCUGUUCGAAUCGUCUCAGUCGCUGUUCUGGGCCAGCUUUGGUCUGGUGGACCUGUCCAACUUCGAACUGGCAGGCAUCAAGAGCUACACACGAUUUUGGGGUCUUUUGAUGUUCGGAUCGUACAGCGUUAUCAACAUCGUUGUCUUGUUGAACCUCCUCAUAGCCAUGAUGAGCAAUUCCUUCCAGACCAUCUCUGAACGAGCUGACACCGAAUGGAAAUUUGGCCGCGCCAAACUUAUCCUGAAAUACUUCCAGCCAGGACAAACAUUGCCACCACCUUUCAAUUUGCUCGAAUUUGUCCGUCAACUUACGAAAGCCCUCACUUGCAAAGGGAUGAAAAGGUCGAAAGCCAAGGUUUAUUUCCAGGAGAAGCCGAUUCAGAAGAAGGGGGACACUAGCUACCAGGAUGUGAUGAGAAGUCUCGUGUGGAGAUACGUGACAAGUGAACAGAGCAAGCACGAACAGGCUCCGGUUACCGAAGACGACGUCAAUGAACUCAAACAACAGAUUACAUCCUUCCGCUACGACCUGCUCGAUGUCCUCAAGGACAACGGCAUGAAGAUCGGCAAGGUGCACAGACGAAAAGCCGAAAGUUCAUCCAACAAGAAGGUUCGUGUGCGAGAACGCCGCCUCCUGAAAGACUUCAGCAUCACCCUGGUGGACGCCGCGGACAGCACCCUCGACAGCCCUUCUUCGAAACGAGGAAGCGUAGCCGAAUCCUUCGACAGCGACGAAGGCGGCGGAGAAGGGAAACCAAGCUACAGCCGAGUGCUCCAACGCUGGCGAGACCUCGUAAAAGCCAUGCAGGUCUCCCCCAUCGGAACCGCCAGGAACCUGACCAUGCCCACAAGGACGUGCAUCUUACGAGAGCGCCUGGAGCGCCAAGUCAGCGGAGAAAUAGACGUCAGUCUCUGUAACAAUUUAGUCGCACAGCAAAAGAACGCCUUGACUAUACCGGAAGUGAGGAGUAGGGAGACGAGCAGGGAAGCCAGUCCCGCGAGGGGAGACUUGAAGAGCGAGGGUUCUGGAAAAGAGGAAGCUAAGCCUGGUACGGGAGAUGGAGGGGAAGCAGCAGGGAAGAAAUGUGAUGACAGGAAGGGUGGGAAAACGGAAGUGCACGCUAUUGAUAUUGAACCGAGUCCGGAGGACAAGGCCGAGGGUGUGAGGGGAAGAAAAGUGGAGAGGAGCAAACCUGUGAAGAGGGAGUGGUACUAGGUUAGAAUCAGUUUUGGGCAGCGUAGGCACAUCAGUGUGGUUCAGCCAUCGGGUAUAACUUGACUUUCCGCGGUGUUCAAGAAGGAAUGUAAAUAACGACGAAAUCGUGGUGAUAGAUAAGACAUAGCCCUGCGCCGAAGAGAGCAAAUGGAAACCGAAACCAGAGGAGCAGUGAGCUUCGUGGAAAUCGCAGGCGACAUACCGAAUUGUAUGUUGCAAAUAAAUCAAGAUAUAGAAUGACGUCAAAUUACAUCCCUUAGCAACUACAUGUUACUCUCGUGAUCAGUUACACAUUGUAGGGGCACAAUUGACACUUAACAGAUGUAUGGGUUGAAAACUAUUCGCGACUCCAGCGAAGCCGUAGCCGCCUGACGGCAACUUAGAAAAGCUGCGAGUGCAGGUUCGAAAUCGCGUCGGGGCAGGGAAGCAGUACAGCGGUACACGAAACAGGAAACAGGAAUUUUGCAUUUCUUCAUGCUGAAUUUAUUCUUAGCAUGUUGAAAAUAUGCCACGCUUUCUUUUUAUCAUUUCCUGAUCAAGAAAAACGGAACGAAAUUCUCAUAUGUAUCGCACAUUCGUACAUGUAUCGCACCAUCGCACGAAUUUCGUGACCGACUGUGUCGCCGCGGUUUCAUCUUAAACCUUCAGAAUACACGACAAGGAACCGGCAUUUCUUUGUCUUGAAGCACGUCAAUUUAUGCAUUUGAAAAACAAACAGAUUAACACAACUCGGUCGACACCGCAGUCCAUAGGCUCGCAUUGCUCGGGAGACCUGCGCUCGUCCGCCAUCUUGGCAGUGCCGUGUAUGCCAAAGGGAGUCUGGUCAUUAAGAGGAGCCUAAAAAAGAGGCUCGACCCGUCAAUCAAACUUAGGCGCAUUUCAUUGGUUACCGUUUUCCAUGGGAGCUGCCAUGACACCAAAUUUUCUCCAAGAUGGAGGAUGGUGCUUGGAACGGCGAAGCGGAGAUUUCGCGACAAAAAAUUUUCACAGACUACUUUAGUUUCAUACUGUAAGUAUAUAUCCUCAUAUGCGCAUCUGCAAAAUCAGCUUCAGCUUUCGCUCCACCAUCAUUAUUUACGCGAAAAUGGGAUGUUUCGUCGCCAACGUUAGGAGACCGUGAUACCAAGAAAGUAGCAAGAAAGACGACCCUUACACGUAGGAGGUUGCUUUUUAUAGUUGCAUUUUAUUUAUACACACAUCUUUCCCCAUUUUUGAUUCGAUCUACUUACAUUGCGUGAUUUAAAACUUCAUACAGGCAGUCGUCUGCUACGAAGAAGCGGUUGUACAGCUCUCCUUGCCAGUCAUUUCUGCCAGCAACAAUUCCUGCAAUACUGAGCCUUCCCAACAUGCCUCUCUCCAUGCAGAUGGCGUUGAUAAAAGUGGGUGCGAAAUCCGUCGUUUUGGUUUGUCACUAGUGAUAUCCGUGUCAAUCCAAAUCAAUCGAGUUUUUCCAAAAUGGUGGCACCCAGUAAACAAGGGUGAGGUAUAAGUACUGGAUGGAUGUAGUAAUAGACAACUGUAUUUCGACCUAUGGUUGGCUAGAUACCUCAAAAAGUGGGUGAAGCCUCAGGUAUAGGCAGGUCCCAUUAAUGGCCAGACUCCCUUUGGCAUACACGGCACUGCAUCUUGGAAAUUCGGUGCGCCACCUAUAGUUCACUGGAGUCGCGAAUAUUACCCGCAUGUGGCAGUGUGCGGGCACGGUGGUACACAUGCCGCAUAAGUAGAGAUUGUGAGGGUAAGCAAAAGGAACAAGAAAUAAUAUGUACAGCGUACAACCGUACUCUUCCGACAAAACACACUCGAAAUGGCUUACGUGCACAUGCCUUACGUCCUUGAAGUCAGCGGAGAGGCUAGGGUGGCAGCAGUAUCGACAACAUUAAUACUGGCAACUAUUUAUAAUAACAAUGUAUUAUGAAUAAAUGUUAUGUUCUUAUCAGUUACA